CAGAUCAAGCGGGAGAUUUCGACUAUGAAGCUGAUCAAACAUCCCAAUGUGGUCCAAUUGCAUGAGGUUAUGGCGAGCAGAACGAAGAUAUACAUGGUUCUUGAAUUUGUUGAUGGAGGCGAGCUAUUCGAUAAGAUCGUCAAUUCUGGAAGGAGAGGAUGAAGCUAGGAUAUAUUUUCAUCAACUUAUAAAUGCAGUUGAUUAUUGCCAUAGCCGAGGAGUGUACCAUAGAGACCUGAAGCAAGAGAAUUUGCUUCUGGAUUCAAAUGGAGCUCUUAAAGUUUUAGACUUUGGCCUAAGUGCAUUUGCACCACAAACAAAUGUACGAUCUCUAGUCAGUAGCUAGAAACAAAUGUACUAUCUAGGCACUCUGUGUCACGCAUGUGACCCGGUCCCGGAUUCAUGACCCAUAGUCGAGUGUACCCUCUUUCUAACUAUCCAAGCACUCCAUGUCAUGUAUGUUGUACCCAGAAUGCACGAUCCAUAGUCAUAUGAGUUAGAACAACUCACAUGUAACUGGAUGAUGAGAUGUGUAUUAUUAUGACUAUAGAUGAGACUUUUGUGAUG
This is a messenger RNA of Zea mays, 567 nucleotides long. RefSeq names its product CBL-interacting protein kinase 9. The transcript has 4 exons. Gene Ontology annotation, biological process: protein phosphorylation; signal transduction. Gene Ontology annotation, molecular function: ATP binding; protein serine/threonine kinase activity. Bases 47 to 346 code for a protein of 99 amino acids. NCBI's taxonomy places the organism in Eukaryota, Viridiplantae, Streptophyta, Magnoliopsida, Poales, Poaceae. The record is from RefSeq and is a predicted model, not a curated record.